Aspergillus uvarum CBS 121591 is the source of this 1126-nucleotide messenger RNA. RefSeq names its product T2 family ribonuclease. The coding region runs from base 112 to 888 and encodes 258 amino acids. The record is from RefSeq and is a predicted model, not a curated record. Gene Ontology annotation, molecular function: RNA binding; ribonuclease T2 activity. NCBI's taxonomy places the organism in Eukaryota, Fungi, Ascomycota, Eurotiomycetes, Eurotiales, Aspergillaceae. The transcript is spliced from 5 exons. Gene Ontology annotation, biological process: RNA catabolic process. Gene Ontology annotation, cellular component: extracellular region.
CCAUCACCGGCGUAUAAGUAGCGCCAACUCCUUCUCUCCUUCUCGUUUGCUAUAGCAUCUUGUUUUAUCUGUCUAGCCACACCCCCCUUGCUCGCUCUCAGUUCCAGCACAAUGCCUCAAAUGUCUCUCCCCGCCAUGGGUGUUUUCGCCCUAAGUGCGCUCAGCUCCGGUGUCCUGGCUACCAUCGACACCUGCCCCUCCGACAGCCCUCUCAGCUGUCAGACCGACAACGAGGCUUCCUGCUGCUUUGAAUACCCCGGUGGCUCCCUUCUCCAGACCCAAUUCUGGGACACCGACCCUGUCACCGGUCCUAGCGACUCCUGGACCAUCCACGGUCUCUGGCCCGACAACUGCGAUGGCUCCUACCAAUCAAAUUGCGAUGCCUCGCGCGCGUACACCAACAUCACGGAGAUUCUCGAAGCACAGGGUCGCACCGAGCUGCUCGAGUACAUGAACACGUACUGGCAGAGCGACGAUGAAAGCAACGAAGAAUUCUGGGAGCACGAGUGGGCCAAGCACGGAACCUGCAUCAACACCAUCGACCCCAGCUGCUACACCGAUUACACCGCCCAGGAGGAGGUCGGCGACUUCUUUGACAAGACUGUCUCGCUCUUCAAGACUCUGGACUCUUACACUGCCCUCGCCGACGCGGGCAUCACCCCUAGCUCGAGCAAGACCUACAAGCUGAGCGACAUCGAGGAUGCCCUUGCUGCCAUCCACGACGGCUACGCCCCCUACGUCUACUGCAGCAGCAAGGAAUUGUCCCAGCUCUAUUACUACUUCAAUGUCGCAGGCAAUGCGAUCGACGGAACUUAUGAGGCGGCCGAGAGACUUGAGACCAGCAACUGCCCUAGCUCGGGGAUCAAGUAUCUGCCCAAGUCGAGCUAGAUAUCCUGAGUAGAGCUGGGGGAUUUGUAUCAUCCUAGGGCUACAUUGUGGAACACUGUUCGUUGAAGAAAAAGAGAGUGAGCGGGUUGGGGGUGGGGGAUUGUAAAAAGCUUCGUGGGUGCUUUAUUGUACAUGCUACUACCUAGUGUGUCCUAAAACUGGUUGAUGGAACACAUGCCCGGAAAAGCUAUAUAGCGAGAGUCCACAUCAUCUAUAUGCGCAACUUAGGCACCCGUUG